Musa acuminata AAA Group (dessert banana) is the source of this 2134-nucleotide messenger RNA. RefSeq lists its product as uncharacterized. Gene Ontology annotation, cellular component: exon-exon junction complex. The coding region runs from base 600 to 1004 and encodes 134 amino acids. Gene Ontology annotation, biological process: mRNA processing. NCBI's taxonomy places the organism in Eukaryota, Viridiplantae, Streptophyta, Magnoliopsida, Zingiberales, Musaceae. Gene Ontology annotation, molecular function: mRNA binding. The record is from RefSeq and is a predicted model, not a curated record. The transcript has 5 exons.
AAACGAUACAACAAUUUUUCGAUUGCAAUGAUCAUAAAUGAUUCAUGACAUAAUUUUUUAUUCUAAUGGUUACUUGGGAGAAAAGAAAAGAGGAAGCAAUCAAUUACAGGCUAUCAAGAAAAGACAAAAGGGAGUUAUUGCAACAAACCUCGUUCCACUACACCACACCGCACCGGUGAGCACCGGCGGGGCUCGCCGGCGGCCUCGUGUCGUCGGAGCCGGCGUUAAAGACGGGGUUUCGCCGUGGGUCUGCCAAUGGGUGUUCGUGAAAGUACGUCGUCAUAGAUGUGUUUGAUUCAGGAGGAGGAUGGGAAGUAAGCGUUCCCCCAAGCCAAAUAUCCCUGAGUCACGCCUCUCCCCCUCGUCGAUCGAUAUCCCUCAGCUUUCUGGUUGGAAUCAGAAUUUGAGGAGGAAUCUUGGGGGUUUGGAGUGUCGAAUAGGGUUUGAGCAGAGAUCGAUGGCGGCCGCGGAGGAGGGCGUGACGUACGAGAGCGAUCCCGCGGAGGCGCGCUGCCCACGAUGCGCCGUAGGGGGGGCGAGCGACGAGGAGGAAGGGGAGGGAUCCGACGGGCGAGGGAAAGUCUAAGGUGCAUGGCUGGAUGCGACGACGAGUCAAGGCGGCGCGGAGGCUUAUGAUGACGAAGAGGAAUGCUACGAGGAGGAGGAGGAGGAGGAGAAGAAGCGGUGGAAGGCGAAGUUGGAAUCGUGCUGUUGUGGCAGUGGGCGGAAGCCCCGGCGAGGGAGAUGGACAGAAGUUUGGUAGGAAGCUAGAGGAAAUUAAGGACAAGAAUCAGGUGGACGAUGAAGAUAAGAAGAGAUGCAUGAUGAUCGAUCGGUUCCAGGAGAAUGGCAGAGGACGCCACAGGCAUAUGUUUGGUAGGCGCAAAUUGCGGGACCCAAAAGAUGAACGUGCUUGGGUGCACGAUGGACUUAAAGAAAUGAAUCUGCAUGAAACACAUAACAGUGAGGUCACCUGUAAACCAUCAAGAGCCAGCAUCAGAUGAUGAUAUCGGGAGACAGUCUCCUCAAGCUGCAAGCAUGCAAUCAGACCAUGUUCUUCCAUAGAAGAAUACAUUUGCUUCAAGCGUCAAUUCUGUGUCACCCUCAAUUUACCCCUUUGGGUCAAGACACAACCUUGAUCCAGAAAAGGGCUGUGCAAACUGGAAGUACCAAUAAGGCCAUUUCUUGAUUGAGAGGGAUGGAAGAAAAUGCUAUUACAUCCCAGUCUAACUCAUCAAUGAAAUAUGGUUGGCCAUGAUAGGUUGUAUAUGGACGAUUCCCUGGAUCCGGCUGCAGGAAUGACUGCAACUAACUCUAGUCUCCAGCCUUUAGGAUCUUUAUUGCCAUUAAAAAAAUUAUUCAGUCUGCUAGUUGUAGGGUUCAAGUGAGGGGCUUAAGUACUGCAGGACCUCCAGAUAGUCCCUUCAGAAUCACCAAUUAGCCAAGUUGGAAGAGUUGCUGCUCAAAUUAAACCUAUUUUAACUGAACACGACCGGUUCAAGUUCCAACACAAUCUGCAAUGGGAAUUUCAACUCGGCAACUGGUCCAGUCCCCUGUGAUGGAAAUCAAGCAUCAGCUUCUCUGCCCUCAUCUGCCAAUUCAUCUCAAGUUGGAGAAACUGAUUCACCUCCAGGUUCAAGUAAAUCAAACAUCUCACUGGGGUGGAAAAGCUAGGAUUAGCAACCAAGCAAGUGGAAGCGACUCUUUUCUGUAUGGUGGAGCUCAGGUGAUUGGAGCAACUGGAGCUAUGGGCCUUGCCUACGGUGAUCAAAACUUUCCUGUCACUCCAGUAAAUUUACCAGUUACGCAACUUGAGGGUCAGCAUCCUGGUACUGUUGGGUUUUCUGCUACGAGAAUUGCUCUUCCGGGACAUGUAGCUCAGCAGCAACUUGGUUUUAGCAAUUCUGAAAUCACUUGAACAUUUGUUAAUACUACGUUCACUGCUUGGACAAGGUGAUCCUAUGUUCCAGGCUGUGGUGGAGGCUCGUCCAAAUGAUACGGUCGGUGGGGAAGCUUUUCUUUUAAGAGUUCCGAAGCAAUAACCGAGAUCAAUCUGCAGUGGCGUUCUACUCCUUUUUUUGGUUUCUUUGUUGCUAUGACUGUUGCUUGUUGAGUGGAACAUUAUGUUGUUUGA